Molecule: messenger RNA, 1344 nt
Organism: Beauveria bassiana ARSEF 2860
Lineage: Eukaryota; Fungi; Ascomycota; Sordariomycetes; Hypocreales; Cordycipitaceae
Product: beta tubulin
Exons: 5
Coding region: 1-1344 (447 amino acids)
Biological process (GO): mitotic cell cycle; microtubule cytoskeleton organization
Cellular component (GO): cytoplasm; microtubule
Molecular function (GO): GTP binding; GTPase activity; structural constituent of cytoskeleton
Source: RefSeq, a predicted model, not a curated record
AUGCGUGAGAUAGUCCAUCUUCAGACAGGCCAAUGCGGCAACCAAGUCGGCAGCGCCUUUUGGCAGACCAUCUCUGCCGAGCAUGGCCUCGACAGCCAGGGCGCCUAUCAUGGCUCCUCCGACCUUCAGCUUGAACGCAUGGACGUCUACUUUAACGAGGCUUCCGAUCGCUACGUGCCCCGCGCGGUCCUCAUCGAUCUCGAGCCGGGCACGAUGGAUGCCGUGCGCGCUGGGCCCCUCGGCCAGCUAUUCCGCCCCGACAACUUUGUGUUUGGCCAGUCCGGCGCCGGAAACAACUGGGCCAAGGGCCAUUACACCGAGGGUGCCGAGCUUGUCGACGAGGUCCUCGACGUGGUCCGCCGGGAAGCCGAGGGCUGCGAGUGCCUCCAGGGCUUUCAGAUUACGCACUCGCUCGGCGGCGGCACGGGAUCCGGCAUGGGUACUCUGCUGAUUGCCAAGAUCCGCGAGGAAUUCCCGGAUCGCAUGAUGGCGACGUACUCGAUUGUGCCGUCCCCUGGCAACUCGGACACCGUUGUCGAACCGUACAAUGCUACUCUGUCGGUCCAUCAACUGGUUGAAAAUUCUGACGCGACGUUCUGCAUCGAUAACCAGGCGCUAUAUGACAUUUGCUCGCGGACCUUGAAGCUUUCUGAGCCUUCCUAUGGGGACCUCAACCAUUUGGUGUCUGUGGUCAUGUCGGGCAUCACGACGUGCCUUCGCUUCCCCGGCCAGCUAAACUCGGACCUGCGCAAAAUGGCUGUCAAUUUGGUGCCCUUUCCUCGUCUCCAUUUCUUCACCGUCGGCUUCGCCCCCUUGACCGGUCGAGGCUCUCACUCGUUCCGGGCCGUGUCCGUCUCGGAGCUUACCCAGCAAAUGUUUGACCCAAAGAACAUGAUGGCCGCGUCCGACUUUCGCAACGGCCGUUUCUUGACCUGCUGCGCCAUCUUCCGCGGCAAAGUUGCAAUGAAGGAAGUCGAAGACCAAAUGCGCAAGGUCCAAAACAGAAACUCUUCAUAUUUCGUCGAUUGGAUCUCCAACAAUAUCCAAAACGCGCUCUGUUCUGUACCGCCCAAAGGCCUGAGAAUGGCGUCCACUUUUAUCGGCAAUUCAACAUCCAUCCAGGACAUUUUUAAGCGCGUCGAUGCCCAGUUUUCCGUCAUGUUUCGACGCAAGGCAUUCUUGCAUUGGUAUACAGGCGAAGGCAUGGACGAGAUGGAAUUCACCGAGGCUGAAUCAAACAUGAAGGACCUCAUCUCCGAGUAUCAGCAGUAUCAGGAAGCAAGUGCUGCUGAUGGGGAUGACGAGGAGUACGAGGAAGAGCUGCCGUUGGAGAAGGACGCGUGA